CGCGGGGAGCGGCGCGGGACGGCCCGGAGACCGCGAGACCCGGGGACCGACGGACAGACCCACAGGCAGCCGGGGAGGGGGGGCGGGGCCGGCCCGCCGAGUUCGCGGGGAGUGGGCGCCGGGACACCCUUCUCCCCGCCCGGGACGCCGCCCGCCCGACUGCGCCUGGGAUGUAGCGCCCGCUCGCCGCCUCCCGGAGACUCGUCGGACCCUGCGCCCCGCGGCCCUGCGUCUUCCCAGGUGACCACGCCGGCUUCAGGACAUGCACGGGCACAGCCGCAACGGGCAGGCCCACGUGCCCCGGCGGAAACGCCGCAACCGCUUCGUCAAGAAGAACGGCCAAUGCAACGUCUACUUUGCCAACCUGAGCAACAAGUCGCAGCGCUACAUGGCGGACAUCUUCACCACCUGCGUGGACACACGCUGGCGCUACAUGCUGAUGAUCUUUUCCGCGGCCUUCCUUGUCUCCUGGCUCUUUUUUGGCCUCCUCUUCUGGUGCAUCGCCUUCUUCCACGGUGACCUGGAGGCCGGCCCGGGGGGGCCCGCGGCGGGGGCCCCGGUGGCGGGAGGCGGCGGGGCGGCCCCGGCGGCCGCCAAGCCCUGCAUCAUGCACGUGAACGGCUUCCUGGGUGCCUUCCUGUUCUCAGUGGAGACGCAGACUACCAUCGGCUACGGGUUCCGAUGCGUGACGGAGGAGUGCCCGCUGGCGGUCAUCGCCGUGGUGGUCCAGUCCAUCGUGGGCUGCGUCAUCGACUCCUUCAUGAUCGGCACCAUCAUGGCCAAGAUGGCCCGGCCCAAGAAGCGGGCGCAGACGCUGCUGUUCAGCCACCACGCGGUCAUCUCGGUGCGUGACGGCAAGCUCUGCCUGAUGUGGCGCGUGGGCAACCUGCGCAAGAGCCACAUCGUGGAGGCCCACGUGCGGGCCCAGCUCAUCAAGCCCUACAUGACCCAGGAGGGCGAGUACCUGCCGCUGGACCAGCGGGACCUCAACGUGGGCUACGACAUCGGCCUGGACCGCAUCUUCCUGGUGUCGCCCAUCAUCAUCGUCCACGAGAUCGACGAGGACAGCCCGCUCUACGGCAUGGGCAAGGAGGAGCUGGAGUCGGAGGACUUUGAGAUCGUGGUCAUCCUGGAGGGCAUGGUGGAGGCAACGGCCAUGACCACCCAGGCCCGCAGCUCCUACCUGGCCAGCGAGAUCCUAUGGGGCCACCGCUUCGAGCCCGUGGUCUUCGAGGAGAAGAGCCACUACAAGGUGGACUACUCGCGCUUCCACAAGACCUACGAGGUGGCCGGCACGCCCUGCUGCUCCGCCCGGGAGCUGCAGGAGAGUAAGAUCACCGUGCUGCCCGCCCCCCCGCCCCCGCCCAGUGCCUUCUGCUACGAGAACGAGCUGGCCCUCAUGAGCCAGGAGGAAGAGGAGAUGGAGGAGGAGGCCGCGGCUGCUGCCGCCGUGGCCGCGGGCCUGGGCCUGGAGGCAGGCUCCAAGGAGGAGGCGGGCAUCAUCCGGAUGCUGGAGUUUGGCAGCCACCUGGAUCUGGAGCGCAUGCAAGCCACCCUCCCGCUGGACAACAUCUCCUACCGCAGGGAGUCCGCCAUCUGACCUCCAGGCCCGCCCUCUCGCUUCCCACCAGAGCCUCUUCCGGGGGUGGGCUGCCAGGACACCUCCACCGCACUCAGGACAGAGUGGCUCACCCUGGCUCCAAGGACCUUCUGGAGAGAGCUGGGGGCUUCAGAGACUGGGAGGCCCCUUCCUACUGACUCCAGAACCCAGGCCUGGGAAAGGGCCAGGAUACCCUCGGUCUGGUCAGCCUGGGUUCUCCAGCACCUACCCACUGGCGGCUCAGGAACCCCAGACCCACCACCCUUUCCCCACCGACCCUUCAAGGACAUUCCCCCUUUGCUCUCAGAACCUUGGGGAAGGCGGCUGGACUGUCGGGGGUGGGCAUCUUGGGGUUCUGGGGUGGGCCAGUGGUUAGUUUGAGGGGGUGGGAGGGGUGUGCGUUUCUUUUGCAUGACUGUGGUCUGUUGCUCAUGACUUUCUUUCGUAAAUAUCUAUAAAUGGAGAGAUGGAGGCACCA
Molecule: messenger RNA, 2078 nt
Organism: Lipotes vexillifer (Yangtze River dolphin)
Lineage: Eukaryota; Metazoa; Chordata; Mammalia; Artiodactyla; Lipotidae
Gene: KCNJ4
Product: potassium inwardly rectifying channel subfamily J member 4
Exons: 2
Coding region: 263-1600 (445 amino acids)
Biological process (GO): regulation of monoatomic ion transmembrane transport; potassium ion import across plasma membrane
Cellular component (GO): plasma membrane
Molecular function (GO): inward rectifier potassium channel activity
Source: RefSeq, a predicted model, not a curated record